UUGCAGAUAGAUUGUUCCAGAAUUAUAGACAAGGGUUCUCGUGAAGUCAUCUCUGUUCAUGUUGGUCAAGCUGGCGUUCAAAUUGGAAAUGCGUGCUGGGAGCUGUUUUGUUUGGAGCACGGGAUUCAACCUGACGGACGUAUGCCAUCAGAUAAACAAAACCAAAUUGAUGACUCGUUUUCUACUUUCUUUUCUGAAACAGGAACUGGUCGUCACGUACCACGAGCAGUCAUGGUUGAUCUGGAACCAACUGUAGUCGAUGAGAUCAGAACCGGGACAUAUAAACAACUUUUCCAUCCGGAACAAAUGGUUACUGGCAAGGAGGAUGCAGCGAAUAAUUAUGCUCGAGGGCAUUAUACCAUUGGAAAGGAAGUCAUCGACUUGGUGCUCGAUCGCAUUCGACGUUUGUCUGAAAAUUGUAGUGGCCUGCAAGGUUUCCUUAUAUUCCAUUCGUUUGGUGGAGGUACUGGUUCGGGCUUCACUUCAUUGUUGAUGGAAAGGCUGUCUGUCGAUUACGGCAAGAAAAGCAAGCUGGAGUUCUCCAUUUAUCCUGCACCGCAGGUGUCUACAGCCGUUGUCGAACCUUACAACUCUAUACUUACUACACAUACCACACUUGAGCACUCUGACUGUGCUUUUAUGGUUGACAACGAAGCUAUAUAUGACAUUUGUCGUCGCAAUUUAGAUGUGGAACGUCCAUCUUAUACAAACCUUAAUCGUCUUAUUUCGCAGGUUGUAUCGUCUAUAACUGCUUCUCUUCGGUUUGAUGGUGCAUUGAAUGUAGAUCUCACGGAAUUCCAGACGAAUUUGGUUCCUUAUCCACGCAUUCAUUUCCCUCUAGCCACAUAUUCGCCUGUAAUUUCUGCUGAGAAGGCGUACCACGAGUCACUUUCGGUUUCAGACAUCACAAAUGCAUGCUUCGAACCUGCCAAUCAGAUGGUUAAGUGUGACCCUCGACAUGGAAAAUAUAUGGCAGUAUGUCUAUUAUACCGUGGUGAUGUGGUACCGAAGGAUGUGAAUGCUUCUAUUGCAAGCAUCAAAACGAAGCGUACUAUCCAGUUUGUCGAUUGGUGUCCAACUGGAUUCAAAGUUGGUAUCAAUUACCAGCCACCAACAGUUGUUCCUGGAGGGGAUUUAGCUAAGGUGCCACGCGCUGUUUGCAUGCUUGCAAACACUACGGCAAUUGCUGAGGCUUGGGCUAGGCUUGAUAAUAAGUUUGAUUUAAUGUAUGCUAAGAGAGCAUUUGUUCAUUGGUACGUAGGAGAGGGCAUGGAGGAGGGAGAGUUUUCUGAAGCGCGCGAAGAUUUGGCGGCACUUGAGAAGGAUUAUGAAGAGGUUGCAGUUUCCAAAACUUUAUAG
Thelazia callipaeda (thelaziosis nematode) is the source of this 1359-nucleotide messenger RNA. The record is from the annotation of a GenBank genome assembly. Lineage: Eukaryota; Metazoa; Nematoda; Chromadorea; Rhabditida; Thelaziidae.